Molecule: messenger RNA, 468 nt
Organism: Ostertagia ostertagi
Lineage: Eukaryota; Metazoa; Nematoda; Chromadorea; Rhabditida; Trichostrongylidae
Source: the annotation of a GenBank genome assembly
AUGUAUCAAUUCAACUGUGGUCCAGGUCUAAACACUCUGCUCCAUGAAGGCGUUGAAUGCGCCCAGCUGAUCAUCGAUGGUUAUCAAAAUUACUUACAACAAUGCGUCGCAACCUACCUGUCAUCAAUUACUCACGACUACUCUUCCGGUUGCAGAUAUGUGAAGAAUCUGAUGAAUUGCUGGUCGGCGCCAUUUGGUGGCAGCGGACAGAUCCCUUCGCCAGGCUGCCGCAGAGCUGGAGCUGCCGACGUGUGGUGGGCGUGUGAAGCGAAUCGCGUUUUCACACUGAAUCAGUUCCCGAACUGUAGAUACUCCUGCGAUGUGCAACAACAAUCGCUCUUACUUGAAAGCCAUCUCAAAACUCAUCACAAGUUUGAAAAUGGCAUGCAUUACUACAAAAUUCCGGAUUACAUGGCCGUCGUUGGGGGAAAGAAGAUGCUCGUCGAAGGAUCGUGGAUGAACAAUUGA